UUUGGAUUCGGUAGAGAGAAGUCAGCGGAUGUUCUGCGAAUCCAGGCCGGGUUUUCCGGCACUAAGACGGAACUAACCUCGAGCCGGAAGUCCCAGGACCUUUGCAGAGAAAGCAAGGAGGGUUGGGGGGGGGAGAAGACUCAGGAUAGGAAUGGCGGCUCAAAUUCCAAUUGUGGCCACCACGGCCGCUCCGGGGAUAUCCCGGAACAGCAAGAAGAGGCCAGCCAGUCCUUCCCACAACGGCAGCAGCGGCGGCGGCGGAUAUGGCCCGGGUAAGAAGAAAAAAGUGUCCGCCUCCGGCUUUGCACAGGGUAUCAGCAUGGAAGCCAUGAGUGAGAAUAAAAUGGUGCCCUCUGACUAUAGCACAGGACCUAUGGAAAAAACUUCCAAACCUUUGCCAUUUAAGGAUCCCAAUUUUGUGCACUCCGGCCAUGGUGGCGCAGUAGCUGGCAAGAAGAAUAGAACCUGGAAGAACCUGAAACAAAUCCUCGCUUCUGAAAGGGCAUUGCCGUGGCAACUGAAUGAUCCUAACUACUUCAGUAUUGAUGCUCCUCCAUCCUUCAAACCAGCUAAGAAGUAUUCUGAUGUUUCAGGUCUUCUUAUUCAAGAAAUUCUGAACAUACAAAGAACUCUACCAUAUCAUUGAAAGACAAACCAUAGAAGAAUUGGCUAAAAGACAAUUACAAGGAGGAGAUACACAUGACCAAUAAGUGGAUAUUCAUGCUCACUGAUAAUGAGGAAAAGACUCAUCAGGUAGGGAAGAAGUGAAUAUCCUCAUACAUUGCUGUUUGAGGUGGGAACCUACAUUGGUACGGAGUCUUUGGAUGUCAGUUUGGCACUACCUACUGAGACAAAGAAGCAAAAGCCUGUGAUCCGGCAUUGCCUUCCAGACGGCUCCCUUAGAAACAGUGUGCCCAAGGAGCUGUGUGCAGAAAUGUUUGGGAGGAAAUGGAUUAGCAGAAUAUUGGAGACAACAUAAAGGUCAAUCAGUGGGAGAAAGGGGAGUGUUUUCAUACUAGUCUGUGAGCUUGAUAUGUAUGUAACAACGAGGAUUAACUUCCAAGAUAUAUUGUUUACUGAAAGGUACAAAGCAAUGUAGGCUGCAUAGUACCACCUAAGUAAAAAUCAGCACAUGCUUACAAAAAAAAAUGUGAGUAAUUUCUCUGGUGUGUUUAUGUUUGUGUGAGGUAAGUACCCAGUCUGGAAAGUACCCACCUAGCAGUGGU
Messenger RNA from Myotis lucifugus (little brown bat), 1226 nucleotides. It is a transcript of the gene INO80C, whose product is annotated as INO80 complex subunit C. The record is from RefSeq and is a predicted model, not a curated record. The transcript is spliced from 5 exons. Gene Ontology annotation, biological process: chromatin remodeling. Lineage: Eukaryota; Metazoa; Chordata; Mammalia; Chiroptera; Vespertilionidae. Bases 152 to 646 code for a protein of 164 amino acids. Gene Ontology annotation, cellular component: Ino80 complex.